This is a messenger RNA of Kwoniella mangroviensis CBS 8507, 642 nucleotides long. Its product is annotated as NAD(P)H:quinone oxidoreductase, type IV. The record is from RefSeq and is a predicted model, not a curated record. The transcript has 6 exons. NCBI's taxonomy places the organism in Eukaryota, Fungi, Basidiomycota, Tremellomycetes, Tremellales, Cryptococcaceae. Gene Ontology annotation, cellular component: membrane. Gene Ontology annotation, molecular function: FMN binding; NAD(P)H dehydrogenase (quinone) activity. The coding region runs from base 1 to 642 and encodes 213 amino acids.
AUGAGACCAAUUAGGUCCACCCAACCCAUCAUCGCUGUCGUCUUCUACUCCACUUACGGACACAUCGGUGCCCUCGCUGAGAAGGUAAUCGAAGGUGCUAAAUCAACUGGUGCAAUCGUCAAGCCAUACUUCAUCGAGGAGACCCUUCCUAAGGAAGUUCUCGAGAAGAUGUACGCUGGUGGUUCGUUGAACCCCAAAUACCCACUUGCUACCCCUGAAGCACUCAAGGAAGCUGAUGGUAUCAUCAUUGGAGCUCCUACUCGAUACGGUCGAGUACCUGCUCAAGUUUCAGCUUUGUUCGAUCAAACCGGUGGAUUAUGGGCUACAGGUGGAUUAGUCGGUAAAUUUGUGUCUAUGUUCACCUCUACUGCCGGUCAACACUCAGGACACGAAACCACCAUCACCACUACUUUCCCUUUCUUCGCUCACCACGGUUUGGUCUACGUACCUAUUGGUUACUCUAACCCUCUCGUCGGUGAGAUCGACUCUGUCCAAGGUGGUUCACCGUACGGUGCUUCUACUGUUGCCGCCUCUGAUGGUCACUUGCAACCUACUGAAAACGACUUGGCUGUUGCCGAACAUCAAGGAAAGUACUUCUCAAACUUUGUUGCUACUUUCGUUAAAGGUAAGACCGUCGCCUAA